Molecule: messenger RNA, 1068 nt
Organism: Ruditapes philippinarum (Manila clam)
Lineage: Eukaryota; Metazoa; Mollusca; Bivalvia; Venerida; Veneridae
Product: capsular polysaccharide phosphotransferase SacB-like
Exons: 8
Coding region: 1-1068 (355 amino acids)
Biological process (GO): N-glycan processing to lysosome; carbohydrate phosphorylation
Cellular component (GO): Golgi apparatus
Molecular function (GO): UDP-N-acetylglucosamine-lysosomal-enzyme N-acetylglucosaminephosphotransferase activity
Source: RefSeq, a predicted model, not a curated record
AUGACCUUAAUGAAGCAUUGUAUUUCUUCUUCUUCACAAGUAGAUCAGCUAAGAGUUAGUGAGACCAUGCCAGGUUGGAAGUACAAUACAACUUUCCCUGUCGAUGUAGUUUAUACAUGGGUGAAUGGUUCCGACACGGACCACAGGGACACGCUAGCACGAUUGAGGGCAGAACUGUCACGAUUAAACUUACUCACAGCAGCCAGGGCUAGAAACAUUAAAUAUCAGCGCUUUGCUGAUAAUGGCGGCUUGAGAUAUUCACUUCGGUCCUUGGAAAAGUAUGCAAAUUGGAUACGUCACGUGUUUAUAGUAACUAACGGUCAGGUACCGAAUUGGUUGGAUUUAAGGAAUCCGAGAGUAACUGUAGUAACACAUAAGGAAAUUUUUGAUAAUAUCGAUUACCUUCCAACGUUUUCCUCCACCGCUAUAGAGCAUAAUUUACAUAAAAUCGCGGGACUUUCCGAGAAGUUUAUUUACUUGAAUGAUGACAUUUUCUUUGGGCUUCACACCUCUCUUGAUGACUUUUAUACAGAGGAGAAAGGAACAAAGAUAUAUCAAGGAGAGCUUACGCCAUUGAAAUGCAGCGCCACAUGUAGUAUCCAGAUGAUAAGAAACGAUGUGUGUGAUUGGGCUUGUAAUUUUGAUCACUGUGUCUGGGACGGCGGCGACUGUGACGUCACAGCAGAACGUUCUCGACCAAAAGAUACAGACGACGCCCACAGCGACCAUGACAUAUCCAUAUUUUAUACAAAUGCCGUUUUCAACAAAGCAUUUGGAUACAAACAAAGACGAUAUAAUCUACACGCACCUUUGUUCAUUGAAAAAAGUAUAAACCUACGGAUGUUAAACAGAUUUCCUACUGAAAUCAAACAGACAUGCAGACAAGCAGUUCGAAAUCCGUUUGAUUUACAAAUUGGAUUUUCCUACAUGAAUUUUCUGAUGGAGGCUCAUAAUCACUCAAGAUAUGAAACGUUUGUAAACCAUGAAGCAAUUACGUUCGUGGCAAUAACUAGCGAUGUAAGAAAGACUAGAGAAGAAUUCUUAUCGCUUAAAAGUCUUAAAAGGUAA